This is a messenger RNA of Aspergillus japonicus CBS 114.51, 1191 nucleotides long. RefSeq lists its product as uncharacterized. The transcript is spliced from 5 exons. NCBI's taxonomy places the organism in Eukaryota, Fungi, Ascomycota, Eurotiomycetes, Eurotiales, Aspergillaceae. The record is from RefSeq and is a predicted model, not a curated record. Bases 152 to 877 code for a protein of 241 amino acids.
CUUUAAUACUCCUGUUCAUUCAUUUUAUCGGAAUCUAUCUUCAAACAAAUCCUUCUGUUCUCCUCUCAUUUCAUCUCACCUGCCCAUACUACCACCCCUUCCUCCGCUCCGUUCUACCCCCCACACCACACACCACACGCAACACGCAGCAAUGACAGUCAUCUGGGGCCUGGAUCUCAAGGAGAUCCAAUGGAACAAAUUCAAGAGUUCCAACAUGUUCACCCGCAUCUACCACCUCCGUCGCACCAAGAUGAUCGUCUACCAGCUGGCCAUGAUUCUGUGCGUGUGCUCCGAGUCCACCGGCACGGCCGCCUUAUCAGACUACGUCGACCAACAAAGCUACAUCGAGCGCCAUCACCCAGGCGUAUCAGUCUACAACAACGACUUCGUCGGGGCGGCCUCCUACAACAUCUUCGUCGGUGUCGCCGUCGCCACCAUCUUCGGCGCCGCCUUCUUCUUCGAUCUAUUCUGGCCCGAGCGCCACGAGAGCAAGUCCGUCCGUCUGGCGUGGAAGAUCUGCGGUGUGGUGGUGUCCAUCAUGAUGCUUAGCUCGGCGUUGACGAUGACGAUAAUCACGGCGACAAGGAGUGUCCAGGUCCAUGGCACGGAUGCCGCCGGCGCGAGAGAGUUCUGGUCCGAGUCGAAGAAAAAGCCUGCUUUCGUGUACCGCAAGAACCCCAAAGCCCUCGCCUCGGUGGUCCUCGCAUGGCCCGGCUGGGUAUUUACCGUCGUCAGUGCCAUUAUCCUAAUCGCCUCGCAAAACCACGACGACGUCCACGGCCCCAAGUCCAACUACGGACGCCAGAUGGAAGGAGGGGAGAAGAUCCCCGAGCCCGAGCCCGCCAAUGGCCUACAUAACCAGACUCUGCGGGAGUAAGCGAGCCAUAGACUGGUUUCGAUGAUGAUACAAAAGAGAUUCCCCACGAUAUUUGUUACGACUCUUUCAGGAAGCACAGGGAUGGUUUUGUUUUGCCAGGGAUAUCAGCGUUUGGAUUGUAUAGAUACGGCGUUCUAGGGAUCUUGUUUCAUCCUUGAUUUGGCUUUGGGAUCGUGAGGACCAGGGUCACGAUUUCGGCUUGGUUAACUUCGUUUCAGCUUGAUUGUACAGUACACUAUCGAUUAUCCCCUACCUGUAAUUAUAGAACCGACCACCACCACCACCACCUGGCGAAUACGAUUAAUGAAUUGAUU